This is a messenger RNA of Liolophura sinensis, 792 nucleotides long. RefSeq names its product 5-hydroxytryptamine receptor-like. The coding region runs from base 1 to 792 and encodes 263 amino acids. The record is from RefSeq and is a predicted model, not a curated record. NCBI's taxonomy places the organism in Eukaryota, Metazoa, Mollusca, Polyplacophora, Chitonida, Chitonidae. Gene Ontology annotation, molecular function: G protein-coupled receptor activity. Gene Ontology annotation, cellular component: plasma membrane. Gene Ontology annotation, biological process: positive regulation of MAPK cascade; adenylate cyclase-activating adrenergic receptor signaling pathway. The transcript has a single exon.
AUGUUGAACACGACUGGAAUUCAGAACGGCUUACUCUCCAAGAAUGACGUCACGACAGAGGAGUUUCACGAGGCGGAUGACUGGGGCUCUGUGUACUCAUACAACCUCUUGUCCAUGAUUUGCGUGUGUGUCGUUCUCGGCGCCAUCGUACUGGGAACGAUUCUUGGGAACAUCUUCGUCAUUUCAGCAAUUCUGUUACAGAAGAGUCUUAGAGCCACGACGUGGAAUUAUUUGAUUCUGUCGUUGGCCGUUACCGACUUAAUGGUGGCCGUUUUCGUGCUGCCAAUAAGUAUAGAGAACCAGGUCACCAUCCGAUGGCGACUCCAGACUUGGGUUUGUGACAUGUGGACGUCCAUGGACGUCAUGUGUUGUACGGCGUCUAUAUUACACCUACUGGCAAUAACCCUCAACCGAUAUCUGUCUGUGACUUACGUGGGCUACACAAGGCGCCUGUCCACCCAUAAAGUUGUGCUGAUGAUUGCGAUAGUCUGGUGUGUUUCAUUUUGCAUCUCGAUCCCACGUUUACUGGGGUGGCGGGACAGCAAGCAAAGCCCCGAGUUCACGGGCUACUGUGUGGUGAGUCAAGAUCUCGGAUAUGUCUUAUUCGCCACACUCGGAGCGUUCUGUAUUCCUCUUAUUUUCAUAAUUAUCCUGAAUUUAAAAAUUUACCAAGUUGCGAAGGAACGGGUUAAAAAUGAUGGAACUAACGGAUCUAGGAUGCCUCAGCCGAGUCAGUCUGACACAGCCUGCAGUGACCAAACAGUGAACGCCACGUCAACGAGUGGAAUCUAA